UGAUCCACUGUUGUAAUGAUGGAGUGUGUUAAAGAGGAGACUGAUCCUGAAUCAUUCACAAUAACACCUCAACAUACUCAAAAACAAAGAGACUUGAUGGAAGUGAAAGAGGAAGAUCAAGAACACAAUGAAAUAAAGGAUGAAGAUCAGGACCAAAAUGUUAUGACUGACAGCUGCUCAGAAACUGAUGAGAAUUCCUCUCAAGAAAGAGUUGAAAACAACAAUGUUUUUGAAUGCCAUCUUUGUGGUAAGAUUUUCUCACAAAAAGGGAACCUAACGUAUCAUCUUAAGAGUCACACCGGUGAAAGGCCUCACGCAUGCUCCCACUGUGAGAAGACUUUUGUCCAUAAAAGUCUGCUUAGGUCUCACAUGAUGAUUCACACAGGUGAGAGGCCUUUCCCCUGCCCUCAGUGUAAUAAACGCUUCAUUAGUAAAGGAAGACUUAAUAAUCACAUAAAGACUCACAGUACUGAAAGGUCGUACAUCUGUCCUCAAUGUGGAAAGACUUACACAUGUAAAGCACAUCUUCAUAAUCAUAUAAUAACUCACAUUCAGACAAAACCUUUCUCAUGUCCUCAGUGUGAUAAGAGUUUUAAACAACAGGUACAGCUUAGGUAUCACAUACGGAUUCAUACAGAUGAGAGACCUUUCUCGUGCCAUCUGUGUGAUAAGAGUUUUAAACACAAAGCACAUCUUAGGCAUCACAUACAUGUUCAUACAGGUGAGAAGCCUUACUCGUGCCAUCUUUGUGAUAAGAGGUACACACAACCACAACGCCUCAAACUUCAUCUGCGUUGUCACUCGAAUGAAAAGCCGUUUAGCUGCAAACAGUGCGAUAAGAAGUUUGUAUUGGCAUCUGUGCUUAAAGAGCACCUAAAGACUCAUUCAGAUGAGAGGCCGUAUUUGUGUUCUAUUUGUGGGAAGAGUUUUGUAUUGCUUAAAAAUUUUAAACAGCACCAGAAGAGGCACACAGAGGUGGAGAACCAUGUGUGUUCUGUUUGCAAUAAAGCCUUUCUGAGAGCCGCAGAACUAAAGCAGCACAAAAAGAUCCACGAAGAAAACCCAUAAAAGUGCUCACAUUGUGUAAAGAGUUAAAUUGAGUUUGGGAAGCUGAUAAAACACAAGUGACUGCACAUCUCACAGAGAAAAGCACAAAGAG
Molecule: messenger RNA, 1159 nt
Organism: Paramisgurnus dabryanus
Lineage: Eukaryota; Metazoa; Chordata; Actinopteri; Cypriniformes; Cobitidae
Biological process (GO): regulation of transcription by RNA polymerase II
Molecular function (GO): RNA polymerase II cis-regulatory region sequence-specific DNA binding; DNA-binding transcription factor activity, RNA polymerase II-specific
Source: RefSeq, a predicted model, not a curated record